CUUCUCAGCAUCGCUUUGUGAUUGAUCUUUUUCUUUUCUUCGAAUCUUUGCCUUGGAAUAAUGCCUAAAUUAGGGAUAGGGUUUAUAGUAACAGUAGCUAUAGCACCGAUCGUUUUCGGAUUGGUGUAUCAGAGCUUUGCUGGCCGUGAUGCUAGAAUAGUCUCGUUGUUUUUUGCUUUUCUGGUUUUGGUGACGAUGACGUUGAUGAAAUUUUGUGGCGUUUUCAGUAGUUUAAGGAACUUUAUGCUUCCAAGGAAGAGAGCUUGGCAAGGAGCGAUUGUAGAAGACGACAGUGACUCCGCCACCACCGAUUCCACCGCCCACGGCUCGUCGAGCGUUAAGAAGCGUCGGAUCGCAGCCAACGCCGCAGGAACAACCGAAUCUACGGUGAAAGACAUCAGCAAUAGUAAUAUCAAGCAUAGUAGCAGUACCGGAGUUAAGGGGAAAGAACACGCGCUCGACAUGGCUCGGCAUGAUGGUAACGCUUCGGACAUCGACGAGGAUCUUCAUAGCCGGCAGCUUGCAGUCUACGGACGCGAUACGAUGCGGAGACUGUUCGCAUCGAAUGUCCUCGUCUCCGGGAUGCAGGGUCUUGGAGCUGAAAUUGCAAAGAACCUCAUUCUAGCUGGUGUCAAAUCUGUGACUUUGCACGAUGAAGGAAAGGUGGAGCUAUGGGAUUUGUCUGGUAAUUUUGUCUUUUCUGAGGGCGAUGUUGGCAAGAACAGAGCACUUGCUUCUGUUCAAAAGUUGCAAGAACUCAACAAUGCCGUAAUUGUGCAAACUUUGACUGCAAAAUUGACUAAGGAACAACUUUCUGAUUUCCAGGCUGUUGUAUUCACUGAUAUCAGUUCUGAAAAGGCCAUUGAAUUUGACGAUUACUGUCAUAAUCAUCAGCCUCCCAUCGCAUUCAUCAAAUCUGAAGUAAGAGGCCUUUUUGGUUCAAUAUUUUGUGAUUUUGGACCUGAGUUUACUGUUUGUGAUGUCAAUGGAGAGGAGCCUCACACGGGUAUUAUUGCAUCCAUAAGCAAUGACAACCCUGCUCUAGUAUCAUGUGUAGAUGAUGAGCGACUUGAAUUUCAAGAUGGGGACCUUGUAGUGUUUUCUGAAGUUCAGGGAAUGACACAACUAAAUGAUGGAAAACCUCGAAAGAUAAAAAAUGCAAGGGCUUAUUCAUUCACUCUUGAGGAGGAUACCACAAAUUUUGGUGCCUAUGAGAGAGGUGGUAUUGUUACUCAGGUGAAACAGCCAAAAGUGUUGAAAUUUAAGCCAUUUAGAGAAGCACUCAAGGAUCCUGGUGAUUAUCUUCUGAGUGAUUUCUCCAAGUUUGAUCGUCCACCUGUCCUCCACUUGGCAUUCCAAGCUCUGGAUAAGUUCAUAUCUGAUUUGGGUCGUUUCCCCAUUGCUGGCUCUGAAGAAGAUGCUCAGAAGCUUAUAUCUAUUGUUGGUAGCAUCAAUGAGAGUUCACUUGAUGGGAGAGUAGAAAACAUUGACCCAAAACUUCUGCGACACUUUGCCUUCGGUGCCAAGGCAGUACUGAACCCCAUGGCAGCCAUGUUUGGUGGUAUUGUUGGACAGGAGGUACUAAAGGCUUGCUCUGGAAAGUUCCAUCCACUCUUCCAGUUCUUCUACUUUGACUCGGUGGAGUCGCUUCCAACGGAGCCAAUAGAUUCCAGUGCAUUCAGACCAUUAAAUAGCCGUUAUGAUGCACAGAUAUCUGUGUUUGGGUCCACACUUCAAAGGAAGCUGGAGGAUGCUAAGGUUUUUAUUGUUGGAUCUGGGGCACUUGGCUGUGAGUUCUUAAAAAAUGUUGCCUUGAUGGGCGUUUCAUGUGGCAACCAAGGAAAACUAACAGUUACGGAUGAUGACGUUAUUGAGAAGAGUAACCUUAGCAGGCAAUUCUUAUUCCGUGAUUGGAAUAUUGGGCAGGCCAAGUCCACAGUAGCUUCUUCUGCUGCUGCAUCAAUAAAUCCUCGUUUGAACAUUGAGGCCUUGCAGAAUCGUGUUGGCUCUGAAACUGAAAGUGUUUUUAAUGAUGUUUUUUGGGAGAAUUUGAGUGUUGUAAUUAAUGCACUUGACAAUGUCAAUGCCCGGCUUUAUGUUGAUCAAAGGUGCUUAUAUUUCCAGAAGCCACUUCUUGAGUCAGGAACUCUUGGUGCCAAAUGCAAUACUCAGAUGGUUAUUCCUCACUUAACGGAAAACUAUGGUGCCUCAAGAGACCCGCCUGAGAAACAAGCGCCCAUGUGCACCGUGCACUCCUUUCCUCAUAACAUUGACCACUGCUUGACAUGGGCACGAUCUGAAUUUGAGGGUUUGCUUGAGAAGACUCCUGCUGAAGUGAAUGCGUACUUAUCCAACCCAAGUGAAUAUACUGCCUCAAUGCAAAAUGCAGGUGAUGCGCAGGCCAGGGAUACCUUGGAGCGCGUCCUUGAAUGUCUUGACAGAGAAAAAUGUGAUUCUUUCCAAGAUUGUGUUGCCUGGGCACGCAUAAAAUUUGAAGACUAUUUCACUAACCGUGUGAAGCAGUUAAUUUAUACAUUUCCCGAAGAUGCCACAACUAGUACUGGGGCUCCAUUCUGGUCAGCCCCUAAGCGAUUCCCUCGUCCUCUGCAGUUCUCAGCCGCUGAUCCUGGCCACCUCUACUUUGUUAUGGUGGCAUCAAUACUAAGAGCAGAAACAUUCGGAAUUCCAAUUCCAGAUUGGAUUAGAAAUCCUAAGAAGCUCACUGAAGCUAUUGACAAGGUGAUAGUUUCAGAAUUUCAGCCAAAGGAAGGUGUAAAAAUUGAGACUGAUGAGAAAGCCACCAGCAUUAAUACUGCUGCAUCUGUUGAUGAUUCUAUGAUAAUCAAUGAUUUAAUUACAAAGUUAGAGCAUUGUCGUGCAAACUUGGCACCUGGAUUCAGGAUGAAACCGAUUCAGUUUGAAAAGGAUGACGAUACCAAUUACCAUAUGGACAUGAUAGCUGGUCUCGCCAAUAUGAGGGCUAGAAAUUACAGCAUUCCUGAGGUUGACAAGCUCAAGGCCAAGUUUAUAGCUGGAAGGAUUAUCCCUGCAAUUGCAACCUCCACGGCUAUGGCAACAGGUCUCGUAUGCUUGGAGCUUUACAAGGUUUUAAAUGGAGGCCACAAGGUAGAGGACUACCGGAACACAUUUGCAAAUCUAGCACUACCAUUGUUCUCCAUGGCCGAGCCUGUUCCUCCAAAGGUCAUUGAGCAUGGGGACAUGAAGUGGACUGUAUGGGAUAGGUGGAUUGUGAAAGACAACCCUACGCUGAGGGAGCUUAUUGAAUGGCUGAGGAACAAAGGGCUAAAUGCUUAUAGCAUCUCGUGCGGAAGUUGCUUGCUUUACAACAGUAUGUUCUCACGUCACAAGGAGCGAAUGGACAAGAAAAUGGUGGAUCUGGCGAGGGAAGUGGCAAAGAUCGAGCUGCCUCCUUAUCGCCGUCAUUUGGACGUUGUCGUGGCAUGUGAGGACGACGAUGACAAUGAUGUUGAUAUCCCGCUCAUAUCAAUUUACUACCGAUAGGCUGUAGAGCUGUGAUUUUAGGAUUAUAGAUUUGAAAUAAGUGUUCAAGACUUUAUGUUUGUAAAUGAACGUUGGACACACAUUGUUUAAUAUUUAUCUCAUCAAGUUACCAGUCAUGUUUCAUACAUAUAAACGUCCCUCAUAUAUUUAAUUUUGAUAUUUGUUUGUU
This is a messenger RNA of Humulus lupulus (European hop), 3691 nucleotides long. RefSeq names its product ubiquitin-activating enzyme E1 1-like. NCBI's taxonomy places the organism in Eukaryota, Viridiplantae, Streptophyta, Magnoliopsida, Rosales, Cannabaceae. Gene Ontology annotation, biological process: ubiquitin-dependent protein catabolic process; DNA damage response; protein ubiquitination. Gene Ontology annotation, cellular component: cytoplasm; nucleus. Gene Ontology annotation, molecular function: ubiquitin activating enzyme activity. Bases 61 to 3522 code for a protein of 1153 amino acids. The record is from RefSeq and is a predicted model, not a curated record. The transcript is spliced from 6 exons.